AUGGCCUGUCCCAAUCCUGUGCCUAAACUCUACAAAUCUGUGAUCGAAGAUGUGAUUGAGAGAGUGCGGAAUCUCUUUGCCGAGGAAGGUGUAGAGGAACAAGUCUUAAAAGACUUAAAGCAGCUCUGGGAAACCAAGAUCUUGCAGUCUAAAGCAACAGAAGAUUUUUUCCGAAAUAGUGUCCAGGCUCCUCUCUUCACUCUUCAGCUCCCACCAAGCUUGCACCGAACAAUGCAACCAUCAACAGCAUCAUUUGUUAUUCCUGCUGGUGGAACUCUUCCCACAGUUACUACAAUGCACCUGGGCACCUCAAGUUCUGGUGCGAACCUGACUUUUCCUGGUUAUCCUAUUCAUGUGCCAAGAGGUAUGACUCUACAAGCAGCAUCUGGUCACCUCUACAAAGUACCUGUGAUGAUGACCCCAGAACGAGGAAAUGUCCUUCAGCAUUCCAUCCAGCAAGUAUUUCCUCUGGGGCAGGCACCGCUGAUCCCGGCCGCUGUUUCUCGGCUCCCCCCGGGUCUCCUCCAGGCAGCUACAGAGAAGUCUCGGGGCAUGAAAAUGUGCCGUCCAGCACCUGUCCUCUACCCUGGCAUGGUGCGCGGGGAGUGUCUGGAACGUGGGUCCUCAGGAAAGGGGCCCAAAGUCGUGGCAGGAGCCAUGCUGAACCCAGCAGCAAGCUCGGGGUACCUGGGCUUCCCUGGGGAUGUAUUCCCUCUGAAGGCCACACGUACAGGUGCCAAGGGAAAUCCGGUGGGCAUGACACCCAGGGGCCCCAGGGUGCCCCUCUGUGCAGGCCGCCAGACCCCCCUGGGCCAGCGCAUAGCUGAAGUGCAGCCCCAAGUGCUUGGAAAUGGGGUGUUGACGUGUGAUUCUGCAAAGCAGUCAGGAACCUUCGAGAAGAACAGCGGCCUUCCCGAAUCAAAGGAUUUAAAUGCUCAGAAAAACUUAAAUGUUCAGGUUGAUGAUGAUGACACUAAUGAAAUAAUUCAAAUAGACGGAGCUGGUGAUACAUCUUCCAAUGAUGAGAUGGAUAGGAAAAAAAAUCUAGAUGAGAGUGAAUUUCUAGAGGCAGGAGAGUUGAAAAUCCUUGAAGAGGAAGCAGAGAGCACAUCAGAUGAAGAGUCAACAGCCAGCAGCAGUGACAAUGAGGACCCUCAACUAAACAUUGUAGAAGAAGACCCUUUAAAUUCUGGGGAUGACGUCAGUGAGCAGGAUGUGCCGGACCUGUUUGACACAGAUAAUGUGAUUGUGUGUCAGUAUGAUAAGAUUCAGCGCAACAAGAACAAGUGGAAAUUCUAUUUGAAAGAUGGUGUCAUGAGUUUUGGAGGAAGAGACUAUGUGUUUUCAAAAGCCAUUGGUGAUGCCGAAUGGUGA
Molecule: messenger RNA, 1374 nt
Organism: Suncus etruscus (white-toothed pygmy shrew)
Lineage: Eukaryota; Metazoa; Chordata; Mammalia; Eulipotyphla; Soricidae
Gene: GTF2A1L
Product: general transcription factor IIA subunit 1 like
Exons: 9
Coding region: 1-1374 (457 amino acids)
Biological process (GO): transcription initiation at RNA polymerase II promoter; transcription by RNA polymerase II
Cellular component (GO): transcription factor TFIIA complex
Source: RefSeq, a predicted model, not a curated record